CAGUAAAUCAUGUAAUUCCCGUAAUUCAUAAUAAUACUACACAAAUCUGUGGAUGGUCAUGGUUAUUUUUACCAAGAAAUAAGGCGAAUUUUUAUGUUUUUAGUAUGUAUAAACAAGUUUGUUUAGAAUGAAUGAUGGAGUGAUCCGGCGCAGACCUCCAGUGUUUUGUUGUAUUUGCUAUCGUUUGUGCGCUGUCUGCUUUCAAUGGUGCUUUUGAGAGUGAAUUUAUUUGAUUUCUUGGCCUCUUAUUAUUAUUCUGAGUAGCGAAAUUUCGAGAAUACAUCCUGCUGACGAUCAACUAAGUGUGAUUUGAUUAAAUGUCAUGGGUGAUGUGCUGAUGAACAGAGGUGCAUCCGUGCGCCCGGAGUUUGCUGUCCGGGAGGUGAACAGGUCAGGACUUCUCAGGACUGAGGCCGAGUUCAAGGGGUUUGACGACAAAGCUGGCACCAACUAUGUAUAUCCCAGGAGCACGGAUAAAUACCCAUUUCGGGAGUAUCAGUAUAAAAUAUGUAUGGAGGCAUUUUUCCAAAACACCCUCGUUGUGCUGCCGGAUGGACUGGGGAAGUCAUUUAUAGCCUCGGUCGUAAUGUACAACAUUUAUCGGUGGUAUCCAAUGAGCAAGGUAAUUUUCCUGAGCGCCAGUAAAUCCGUUCUGAAGGGACAAAUGGAAGCGUGUUCAAAUAUAAUGAACAUCCCAAGGGGAGAUUGCGUGGAAAUCACAGGCAAGACUCCAUCGGCACGGCUGGACAUGUGGAAGAGGCAUCGGGUGAUAUUUGGCACACCACGUCAGAUGUUGUCGGACUUUAGGGAGCUCCCGGACAUACCAUUUGUGCGGAUCAAGCUGCUAGUGGUCACGGAGGCGCACAAAGCACGUGGAAACAAUAAUCCCUAUACACACAUUAUUGAACUCCUUGGUGAGCGAAAUGAAUAUUUUCGCAUAUUGGCUCAGACGUCGGUGAUGGCCAAGAAAGCCACUGAAGUGGUGGACGUUGUGAAGAAUCUGCGAAUAUCGAAUUUGGAAAUUCGACAUGAAAGCUCUCCCGAUAUUGCGGCAUAUGUUAGCAAGAGCAGCGUCAGACCGCUUGAGGCGGAGGCGAGAGAGCAAUUCCGAGCGAUUAGAGAUGAAUUCCUCAGUGCCAUUGAUCCAUUCUUGCGCGCUGUGCUCGUCAAUGUCAACGUGUCUGGCUCUCUCUCGAAGGCAAAACUGACGACGGCAAAGAAGAAGUACAUUGAGACAAGUUUGACUCAAAAGCCAUCGAAUUAUACUGAAAUCCUCUCUAAUAUCGAUGUCUGCAUCGAACUUUAUCAUGCAGUGGAACUAUUGAAUGACUACGGAGUGGUCAGCUUUCUGGCUCAUCUCGACAGUGAGUCAGUGCAGAGGGGAACAAGAAUCGGAGGUGAGAGCCUGAGGAAGCUUAUGCAGGAGCUGAAGAAUACUUUUGCAAGAUGCUUGAGGGCGAGUGAAAUGGAUAAUUUCAAGUUGAAUGAAGAGCUGUACGACAAUAUCAUCGCAGGACAUCCAAAGAUCGCUGUGGUGGAAAAAGUUCUGAUGGAACAUUUCCAGAAAAAUAUGGAGUCACGCCUCAUAAUAUUUAGCAAUUGUCCUAAGACAACGCCACUGAUACAUCAGUGUCUGCGGCAAAAAUGUCCUCAACUGCGAUCUGUGAGCUUUCAGCCGCAUGAGAUGAGUGAGAGCGAAAGAAAUUGCACAAGAUUGAAAUUUAUCCGUGGCACCAUAAACACCAUCAUAACCGCCAGCAUACCAGACGAGGGUGUUGUGAAUGAAGUGGAUUUAAUAAUUUGCUACGACACAAAUGGGCGGCAUCUGAAGCAAUUCAUAAGGAGUCGAGUGUCAUCGUGUGGUGGGAAAAAAUGCCAAAUACUUGUGGCUGUGCAUGAGGGGGCCGACACGCUGGCCCAUAGUGAAUUGUGGCGCGAAAGGGGUGAUGUGACUGGGGAGAUCGAUCGGAAUCCUAUUGUAAUGGAAGCUCUGGCGUGUGCAACGCCUCGAUUAGUGCCUGUUGAGUUUAAUCCGGUGAAUUUAACACCCUCGCUGGGCGGAAAGGGUGAAAAAACGAAGGGUGCAGCGCGCAAUAUUGUUGAUUACUUCAAAAAUGUGCCACUGAAGAGCUCACACCAACCCCAGGAGUGCGGGGAUAGCGAUGAGAACGACAUUUCCGUGGUCCUCGCAUCACCAGCGAGUGAUGUCAUUCCUGUGCUCACCUCGAUGCCAUUGGAUAUGAUUCUGCAGCGGGUGGAGAAAUUGAAGAGCGAACAAUUCUCCAAUGUUCAGGAUGGCAAUCUAGACAAUAUCAUCCGAGGAAGUCAUUUAGUGCCACACGCCAAGGAAUUUUUCAGGGAACUGCUCGAGCGCCACCGAAAAGCGCGCAGUGAGGCGCCAGCGGGAUUCUUUGAAUUGCUGGAGAAAGAUGUGGCCACCAGUCAACAUCGCGUUGAUUACUUCGCCUCAAUUCUCGAGAAUGUUAUGAAGAAGCUCAACGGUUGUGCAUCGUGGGAGAUGGCGGGAAUAAGUGAGGAGCAGGAGGAGAUAAUAUUCGACGUUUCUGAUCUCAACACGGGCUUCAUAGACGCCCACAGCACGCCUGAGGAUGAUGACCUGACGCGCAAAUCAAUUUGUGGUGAGACAAUUUUGUCAUUCUACCUAAUAUCAUCGUUAAGUGAAUUGUUCGAGAGCAAUGGAAGGUGUGAUGAGUCGGAUAUGCGGACGUGUAAAGAUGGAAUGCUGAACGAAAUUGCCCAAGAUAUAUCACAUGAUGAUGUGUCAGAUGGUGAGGAGGUGAUUCCCUGCUCGCAGGAAAAUGUACCACUGGGUCGAAAUCGUAGGGCACAAGGUUGCCCGGUGGCAAGGAAGGCAGACGUUGGUCAUGGUACGGAGGUUGAGAGUAAUCCAGGAUUACAAUUGUGCUCAACAUCAUCCAGUGACUCUGACAAUAAAUUCAAUUUGGGGAGCAUUGAAGAUAUAUUCAACGGCAAUGGGUGUAUUUUUGAGCGGGAUCUGCUGGGAGUUUCCACCCCACCACCUCAGAAUGAUGAAUAUACGGAGGAAUUCACUUCACCGUCUUUGUUGAGUGGCAGGAGCGUGAACUCCCGAUUGAAACACUCCAAUAACAAUACUGAUGAUUUGCCAAGCAAGACAAACUCCGUAUGCACCACCCUGUCCCGGGGAAUAUCUGAGCAAGGCAGCAGUGAAGUUUUCGCCACAUGCCAGGAGGCGGAGGAGGGCGAUAUAUCGAAUACGCAGCAUCACGAGUUCAGCACUUGUCGUGCUUUAAAUUCACAAGACGUGGCAGAGACUCAGGAGUCAAGGAGUAGUCGAAGGCAACCUCAGCCUGCGUUUAUCCAUUUCGAGGCUGCCGGUUCGGGAGAUGACGAGGAGGAUGAGGAUGAUACUUGCCUGUUGGACUCCAUUGUCGUGAGCAGCGAUGAGGACGAGCAACUGGAGCAGCUCGAUAUAGAGAAUGAUAUGCAAGCGAAGUAUCUCCAGUCUGUGCGGAGUCCAACCCGUAAUGGAUUCAGGAUACCACAUCCGGACAAAUACCGGAACAUCACAGAUGUAUUCUCGCAGACCCAGCCACCAGAGGUUUCGGAAUACAUCUACGACAGCUUCGUGGUGGAAGAGGCGGAUGAGUCUGACAGUGAUUUGUCGGUUCUGAGCCAAGCGGAGGCAAUAUUACGAGCACGCAAGAGGUUGAAAAGAUCCCGGGGUCGUGGGAAAAAAGCGAAAAAGUCACGAAUUCUCGCCAUUGACGACAGUUCGGAAGAUGACGACCUGAAUGAAUUACGACGGCAGGCUGGGAUGAGUCCAGAAAAGAGGUAGCACAGUUUACUCGAGAUUUUCUGUUUUUCUCUCAUCAUCUUGUACAUUAUAAUACACAGAAUACACUUAUAUACACAUUUA
This is a messenger RNA of Phlebotomus argentipes, 3919 nucleotides long. It is a transcript of the gene Fancm, whose product is annotated as Fanconi anemia group M protein homolog. Lineage: Eukaryota; Metazoa; Arthropoda; Insecta; Diptera; Psychodidae. Bases 323 to 3838 code for a protein of 1171 amino acids. The transcript has 4 exons. Gene Ontology annotation, biological process: interstrand cross-link repair; double-strand break repair via synthesis-dependent strand annealing; replication fork reversal. Gene Ontology annotation, molecular function: four-way junction DNA binding; 3'-5' DNA helicase activity; ATP binding. The record is from RefSeq and is a predicted model, not a curated record.